GAUACCAUUCUUGCAUAUUUCAUCCAAAUCAGGACAGAAAUGACAAAGUUAUAGGCUCUUUUGGCCUUCUCCAUUAUAUCCUAUCAGCAAAACAUUGAAACAGGGUCAAAACAGUGAAGCUGUUUCGACAGAACGGAACAGUUAUUUCAAAUCGAAACAAAAUUCAAAACGGAGCGCUGUUCCGUCGAAACACAAGUCGAAACAGAAUAGUGCCGUUUCACACAGCUGGAGUGUAUAACUCUGUAAUAUAACAUAAAUAAUAAAGCAACAGUUUAAAUAUUUAUUUUGUAUGUUCCCAGGAUCCAUUUUUAACUUUCAUUUAGAUAGAUUUUUUUUUUCUAAUAGUCAUAAGCAAAUAUCAUUUCUUUAUAUUGUAUGCAGAUCUUAAUUACGAAUAUCUUUCCCCAUAAAAGCUAGGAUUCCAAGGUGAAUGCAACAUUUCCAAAAUACUUCCAUAAACAUUUGCUAGGCCCUUUCAUUUUAAACAGUCAGGAGACUCUUCUUUCAUCCAAAAGCCAUAAAACUGAUUUUGUAUUUUCUAUCUUAUAAACACACUUCCUAAACAUUUUUAUUGGUGGAAAGAUGCAUUACAUGAGAAGAUAUGUCCCAGUGGCAAAGCAAACAUAUGGGAAAAUGUUAACUGUUCUAAACCUUACCCACCAAACUGGAUAAAAACUUUUGCAAAGCAAACAGUACAAAGUCAAAUUUAACUUUUACUGGUCCCAGCCUACAGGCUUGCUUAUUUCAGUUACUGGAUUACAUCCUUCAGAAAAAAACAAGUGAAACCAAAUUACUAAUCCAAAAGAGUUCUACCACAAAGCAAGCAGAAAGAACCAAGAAAAAAAUUAAAUCAAAAACAAACAUUUGUCUCUCAGAUAUGGUUCUGUAUCAGAAACUGUUUCAAAUGAUUUGUGUAUUGGGAAUUGGUGGAAGCUUCUCAUUUGGCUUCCAGAUUUCCAUGAUUACCUAUGCUUCUGAGCACAUCAAGAAAUUCAUCAAUGAGACCUGGCAGGAACGAUACCAUUCUUUCAUUGACAAGCAGAGCCUCACGUUACUGUGGUCAUCCAUUGUCUCUGCUAUUAGCAUUGGGGGGCUCUUGGGAACCAUCAGCUCAAGAUCUCUGUCCACAAAAUAUGGGAAAAAGAAAUGCCUAAUACACAAUAACCUGACCAUGAUAGCAGCUGCAAUUCUCAUGGGCUUCAGGAAGAUGGCAAAAUCCUUUGAGAUGAUUUUGAUUGGACGUUUCCUUUGUGGUUUUAAUUCAGGCCUGAGUUGCUGUUUACAGGGCCAGUUCCUGGGAGAAAUUUCACCUAAGCAGCUGCAUGGAUAUAUAAACACCAGUUUCAUUGUCUUUGCAACCAUGGGAAAAUUCUUAGGGCAAAUGACAGGACUAAGGGAACUUCUAGGAACUGAAUCCUUGUGGCCAUUAUUGACAGCACUCACUGGAAUUGCAGCAUUAGUGCAGCUCGUCACUCUCCCAUUUUUGCCUGAGUCUCCACCUGAACUUCUGAUGCAAAAGGGAGAUACAGAAGGCUGCUUGAAAACUAUAAAGCAGCUCUGGGGCAAAGAGGAUCAUCAAGCAGAGAUUGACAGUCUGCUGAAGGAACAGGCUGCAAUGAAAAAUACCAAACUCAUGACUGUCUUGGAACUUUUGAAAGACCGAUCCUUGCGAUGGCAAUUUUACCUAAUGAUCAUCAUAGGAGUUACAUUACAGCUCAGUGGCAUCAAUGCAAUCUACUUCUACUCCUUUGAGGUGUUCCAUACAGCUGGGUUUGAUCAAGAACACAUCCCCUACAUAUCUCUGGGACUUGGGACCUGUGAGUUCUUCUCCUCCAUAUUGUGUGCCUUCAUCAUUGAGCAGUCUGGAAGAAGGAUGUUUCUGUUGUGGGGAUAUGGACUAAUGAUUUUGGUCUUGGCACUCCUCACAACAUCUCUCACUCUGCAGCAUCAGUUCUUCUGGAUGCCCUACCGCAGCGUCAUUCUGAUCUUCUUAUUCAUUAUCUUCUUCGGAAAUGGACCAGCUGGAGUUACAUUCCCAGUUAUAUCUGAACUCUUCACCCAGUCAUCCAGAUUACCUGCAUUAAUGAUCUCCAUGUCUCUCCACUGGGCAGGAUUCUGCUUAAUUGGGAUGCUUUUCCCAUUUGUAGUGAAGAACCUUGGUACCUUCUGUUUCCUUGUUUUUAUGGGAUUCAUUUCUGUUUCAUGGAUUUCCAUCUACCGGUUUCUCCCAGAAACAAAGAACAAAUCAAUAAUGGAAAUCAAAGCUGAAUUUCGUCAUUUAAAUUUUGGAAAGGAGUGUGCCCAGGUCACUGAAAACAAUCCUCCUGAGGCGUUUACUGCUUGCACUAACCUCUGAUGUGGACAGAAGGGACAGGAAGUGAUGUCACAUUCAGAUGACUACAAAUCUAUGAAGUGUCAGCUUUAAUGCAUGUUACUGCUGUACUCCAUAUUCAUUUUAUGCAAAUGGUCUUCAUAGGAGAUCAUCCCCUGCUAUUCAGUAAUACAAAAGUCCUUGUCAGUAUCUCAUCGGCACCACAGUUGCCCAGUCACAUACAUUUCAAUUUAAGGUUCUACUUUACAAAAGCCAAACUGAUGUAUACAUACUUCUAAAGUCAUUCAAACUUUAACUCUGCCCAUGUAAUCCCAUCCUACGGACAAGUAGGACAAUUUUGAAUGCAAUAUGUAUAUACACACAUAUUUUAAAUAAUCAGUAAGUUGAUUACCUGAAGUAGUUAGUCUCAGUCAUUUUGCUUUAUGUCUACAUUAGCAGUGGACACAAAUCCAAAAUGGAUAACCUCCUAAACCAUUCCAAAACUAGAGCAAUGUUAUGUUAAAACUACUAGAUUAUCACUUAGGUUUGUAUUUCUAGUUUGUAAGCCACUGUGAACAAAUUUAGGAUUGCAAACCACCUUGGCUGGAGCUGAACACAACUGUUUAUUUAAAACUUAAUCAAAUGGUUGUA
This is a messenger RNA of Gavialis gangeticus (Gharial), 2962 nucleotides long. Its product is annotated as solute carrier family 2, facilitated glucose transporter member 11-like. The transcript is spliced from 12 exons. Gene Ontology annotation, cellular component: membrane. Gene Ontology annotation, biological process: monosaccharide transmembrane transport. NCBI's taxonomy places the organism in Eukaryota, Metazoa, Chordata, Crocodylia, Gavialidae. Gene Ontology annotation, molecular function: hexose transmembrane transporter activity. The record is from RefSeq and is a predicted model, not a curated record. Bases 878 to 2356 code for a protein of 492 amino acids.